AUGUAUCCAACAAGCAGCGCACCGCAAUAUCAGCAGCAGCAGCCGGCUUACGGAGCGCCUGAUCCUUAUGGUUUUGCUCCAGAAGCAGCCCCAUCCUUGGCGCCACCGCAGCCACCAGCGCCAAGUACUUCUCAGCCAAUGAUCAUCAACAUUCAACAGAACGCGUCCGCCCCAGCUGCGCCAUCUUACGGCGGCGCUCCUCCACCGCCACCGCCAGUGUCGAAUCCCAACCCGGGCAUUGGAAGCCGAUCUAGUCGAGGAGGCAAACAAGACAUGGGGCAACCGGGAGAAUAA
Molecule: messenger RNA, 294 nt
Organism: Oikopleura dioica
Lineage: Eukaryota; Metazoa; Chordata; Appendicularia; Copelata; Oikopleuridae
Source: the annotation of a GenBank genome assembly